Molecule: messenger RNA, 2475 nt
Organism: Amaranthus tricolor (Joseph's coat)
Lineage: Eukaryota; Viridiplantae; Streptophyta; Magnoliopsida; Caryophyllales; Amaranthaceae
Product: heavy metal-associated isoprenylated plant protein 33
Exons: 3
Coding region: 307-1998 (563 amino acids)
Molecular function (GO): metal ion binding
Source: RefSeq, a predicted model, not a curated record
AGGCCUAAAAGAGCCAUAGAGAAGAGAGUAGCUCUUGGACCAGUCCUACUACUUCUGCUUCAUCUCACUCACAUUCUGUGUUUCUCUCUCUUCUCCUUCUUACUUUCUCUCUCUAACUCUGAAAUAGAGGAAGCAGUGUUAAUUAGAGCUAGUUUAAUGUUCACCCACCCUCUUCUAUACACAAUAAGAAUAAACAUUUUUUUUUAAUAAUAAUACAUUUUUCAUUUCUAUUCUUCCCUAAUUCUGUACUUAUUCUAGAUCUAUUUUCACUUUUAUUCUUACUUGGGUUUUCUUUUUUAAAUCAAUAUGAGUAAAGAAGAGUUCUUGAAGAUUCAGACUUGUGUUCUUAAAGUAAAUAUACAUUGUGAUGGUUGCAAGCAAAAAGUGAGGAAAAUCUUGCAGAAAAUUGAGGGAGUGUAUAAGACAAAUAUAGAUGCAGAACAAGGGAAAGUAACAGUUUCUUGUAAUGUAGACCCAACAACACUCAUCAAAAAGCUUAAUAAAGCUGGUAAACAUGCAGAACUUUGGGGUGCACCUAAACCCAAUAACAAUCUUAAUCAGUUGAAAAAUUUUGAUAAUGGGAAAGGAAAUCAUAAUCAAAAUCAAAACAACAAAAAUCAAAACAUGAAAGGAGGUGGACCCCACCAAAAUCAGCCUAAAGGUGGUGGUGGGGCCCAUCAAAAUGUACCUAAAGGUGGUGGUGGUGGUGGUGGUGGUCCAAACAUACAACAGUUGCAGCAGUUGCAGCAACAAAUGAAAGGGAUGGGGAUGGGAGAUCUGAAAAUGGGGCAACAAUUUCAAGGUAUGAAGAACCCACAAGUUAUUCAACAAGGGGGUGGUAAAGGGGUUAAGUUUAAUGUACCUAUUGAUAAUGAUUUAGAGGAUGAUGAAUUUGAUAGUGAGGAUGAUUAUGAUGAUGAUGAUUAUACUGAUGAUGAUGAGUUUGAUGAUGAAUUUGAGGAUCUUGGUAAGAUGAAACCUAUGGGUAUGGGUGGUGGUGGGGGAGGGGGUGGGGGUGGGGGUCCGCCGCCUAAUUUGAUGAUGAAUGGUGGUGGUGGUGGUGGGAAUCCUAUGAUGAAUCCUCAUUUAAUGAAUGCUAUUGCGCAAGCAAAGGCGGCUAAUGGUGGUGGAAAUCCUAUGAUGAAUCCUCAAUUGAUGAAUGCUAUUGCGCAAGCAAAAGCGGCUAAUGGUGGUGGUGGUGGUGGUAAUAACAAUGGUAAAAAAAGUGGUGGUGGGGGAGGAGGGAAUGUCCCGGUUCAAGCUAAUGCAGGUAAAAAGGGCGGUAACGAAGGAAAUCAUAAUCAGAAUCAAGGUGGUGGUAAAAAUAAUGGUGGUAAACAAGGUGGCGGGCCGCCUAUGCCCGGAAAUGGUGGGAAAAAUGGUAAUAAUGGACAACAUCAAGGUGGUGGUGGGAAUAAUAAUGUUGGUGGUGGAAACAUGAUGAUGAUGAAUGGUGGGGGAAAGAAAGGAGGAAAUGGGAUGAAUGAUGGAGGAUUACCAUCUAAUCAUCAUGGCAUGGUUGGAAAUGGAAUGAAUAAUAUUCCAAAUGGAGGAGGAGGAGGGGGUGGAGCAGGAGGAGGAGGAUUCAAUCAUGCUAUGGGGGGCAUGCCUGGUGCCACUCAUCAUGUGAGUGGUGCCCACAACAUGGGCCAAAUGCCCCCAAUAGCCCAAAUGGCUAACAUGCAAAUGGGUCCAAUGGGCUCAAUUCCGGCCGUUCAGGGCCUACCAGCAGGCACCGCCACACCCGCUUACUUCCACGGUGGCCCACCACCUGAAAUGAUGGGCCAAAACCCAAACCCAAAUAACCCGUACCACCAACAAAUGUUAGCUCAAAUGAUGAUGAAUCAACAACGAACCAACGGUAAUGAGCGUUUUCAACCCAUGAUGUAUGCACGACCACCACCGGCCAUGCAUUAUAUGCCGGCUUACCCGCCCGUCGACCCUUAUACACACUAUUUCAGUGAUGAAAACACAUCAUCAAGUUGCAAUGUUAUGUGACAAAAAUAUCGAAAAAAAAAUGUAAGUUAGACGUGUGGUUAAAGGCUUGCUUGGUCAUGAUCCGUGAACAAGGCCAAUGUGUAGUUCUGCUCACAAGGGGACAUGCAGAAGAAUCUAUGAUGAUAAUUCACUCCAAAAACAUGACUCUAUAUAUCAUGCACCCCUUUGUUUUUAUUAGCUAAGUUAUUUUUUAUAAUUUCACUUUCUUAAUUUUCACAUUUUAUUUAGUUGUAAUUUUAUUUGAGUUAUCAUAGAGAGGAGGGUACGUUAUAUAUUAUAUAUAGAUAAUUUAUAUAAAUGCAAAACAAGUUUGUAGUGGAUGAUGAUAAUGUAAACUUUAGGAAACGAUGAGAAAACAAAGUCGUUCAAUGUUUAUAUUUGUUUAUAAUAAUGUCUUUUUUAUAUAUAAAAAAAAAUACCCCAUAAUAAUUUAAAAAAAAGAAAAAGAAAAAUGGGGUAUUAACAAUCUCCCUCUCA